Messenger RNA from Mytilus trossulus (common blue mussel), 1172 nucleotides. Its product is annotated as glycolipid transfer protein-like. The coding region runs from base 50 to 670 and encodes 206 amino acids. The record is from RefSeq and is a predicted model, not a curated record. Lineage: Eukaryota; Metazoa; Mollusca; Bivalvia; Mytilida; Mytilidae. Gene Ontology annotation, molecular function: lipid transfer activity. Gene Ontology annotation, biological process: intermembrane lipid transfer. The transcript is spliced from 6 exons. Gene Ontology annotation, cellular component: cytoplasm.
GUUUGACGUUUGUGAUUUUUGUGAACGAAAAUAAGUAGCAAACAUUGCAAUGACAACAUUUUUUACAAAAGUUAAACAGUUUCCCGAUGUUCCUGAGGAUGAAAAGAUAACACUUGAUCCCUUCUUAGAGGCAGCUGAGGGUGCCACUACAAUUUUUGAUUUACUUGGAGUUGCCUUCAAACCUGUAAAAAGUGACAUAACAGGCAAUAUAUCAAAAUUAAGGAAAAGACAAGCUGAGGACAAAGACAAAUUUCCAACAUUAAACGCUAUUCUACAAGAUGAAAAAGACAACAAAACUUCAAAAGAAGGUCAGAUUGGUGCACUGUGGCUUAAUAGGGCCUUGUUUUUUAUACAACAGCUCCUGGUACAUUUGAUUGACAGUUUGAGAAAGGAACCAGAUGAGACAAAGUUCCGUCCUAUUAUUUUGAAAGCUUAUGAAGAAACACUUAAACCAUUCCAUGGCAUGAUUGUAAAAGCAGUCUUUUCUACUGUUUCAAGAGCAGCACCCUACAGACCUGAUUUGAUGAAAUUACUAGCUCUCAAUGAAGAAGGGAAAGAUGAACAAGUAAUUGCAGAUAUGGAAUCCUACUUAAUAAAUUUGAAGAAAAAUAAUGAUGCAGUUAUUAAAAUAAUUAAAGAUCUUGGACUCUAUGCAGAUGUAAAAGUGUAGAAGAGACAUGGCUUGGUUAGUGGAAGACUCAGUGAAUUUUGGACACGACAAGAUUUUAAAGAUUGUAAUUCACCAGUCUGUUAGAACUAUCUAUGGAUGGGAAUGGGAAACAGAUUUAAUAGGGCUAUUCUGAUUCUAAUUCAAAAACAAAAUGUAUUCAGGGGAUUGAAAGGCAUUUUUAUCAGCAUCAUUACCCACUCAAUUGUAAUUGAGAAUCAUAGUGCAAUAAAGUGUGAAAAGUCAUGGAGUAUUUGUUAAUGAUAGAAAAAUGCUAAACUUCAGGGAUGCAUUCAACUUCAGGAUGUUACUUGGGGGCCACUUCAAUACUUAAAUGAUAGGGGUGACGCUGAGUUUCUGUUAACUCACCCUUUUCAUAAAAUCUAGAUUUUGAAAAUGUAUACUGGUACCUUUUAAUAUUGCCUAGGUAUAAAUGUUACCUUUUCCCGUAUUGUUUGGGUUAUGUAUUAAAAGUGGAUACAUUUAUUGAUAAAAUCACAGCCAG